Molecule: messenger RNA, 2913 nt
Organism: Atta colombica
Lineage: Eukaryota; Metazoa; Arthropoda; Insecta; Hymenoptera; Formicidae
Product: WD repeat-containing protein 66-like
Exons: 20
Coding region: 1-2913 (970 amino acids)
Cellular component (GO): motile cilium
Molecular function (GO): protein binding
Source: RefSeq, a predicted model, not a curated record
AUGGCGAUAUAUACUGCCGCUUUUCCGUCGAUUGUCGGUCGAUCUCAAGCCGAAACUAUUGAAGAUACUGAAGAUACGGAAAGCAUUGAAAUAACUGUGAAGAAAAAAUGUCGCGAACAAGGAUUCACAGAGAAAGAUAUCUGUCCAUUCAAACUACGGUGGUCUUUCGGAUUAAAUCCGGAAGUACCGGUCAUAAAUCUAACUACUAAAAAGCGUACGUUAUUGGCGUACGCCUGUUCGCACGUAGCGGUAAUUUACGAUUAUGAUUUAAAGAAAAUGUUACCACUCCUAGGUCACCGAAAUUUUGUUAAAAUGUUGUCAACUUCGCGUAACGGCAAGUGGUUACUAACAGCGGAUUCCGGAAAGGAUAAUGUCGUAAUGAUUUGGGAUACAGAAAAGGGGAUUUCCAUUUGCACUUUAUUUAAUCCACAUAAUAAUGAAGAUAUCACAGCUGCUGCUAUUAGUCCUAAUGCUAAACAAAUAGUCACCGUUAGCAGUGGAAAAUGUCAGAAUGUGCAUUUCUGGUUAUGGACUUAUGGAAGAGAUAAACCAGAUGCAUCGACUCCGUUAAUCAACAUUACUGAACGUGUCAAGGAAAUAACUUUCAACGACGAAUGUCCGGAAUUUGCAUUAACGACCGAUCAUCAUGUUUUAUUCCUAACUUGGAAUGGUCACGCUUUGAGUUAUGAUUGUCCCAAAGUUAUGACAAAAGUUGUUCAACAUAUUGGUGUCUUUAAUACAUCAUGCUACGUUCCAAAAAUACAACAAGUAUUUACAGCAAGUACAAAUGGCUAUAUUUUAGUAUGGGACAAUGUUUCCUGCAAAGACAAACACGCUUCUGAUGAUAUUAAUAAGAAGAAAAAACAUAGAAAGACUUUUAACUUACAGAAAAGCAGUAUUACUGUUAUUAUUGAUAACGAAGGUAUGCUUGUUACGGGAAAUUCAAAUGGUCGUGUCACUUUCUAUGAUUAUCAAUUGAGACUUUUGUAUUGGUGUGAAAGUUGCGAUCUUGAUUCCAUUCGAUGGCUAAGCUUCGAUCUUCAAUCUAAUUUGUUAGCUCCGAUAUUUAUUAGCACCGAUAUAUCUAAAAGCUCUUCUACGGGAAUAAUAGCAUUAAUGGAAAUUCCAAAGCAGAAAUGUUACUUUGUAUUUCGUCAUCCGGUUGUAAUCGUGACCAGUAUGGAUAGUUACCCAAAAAGCAAUUAUAUGAUUGUGGGCGACGCUCAGGGAACCAUACAUUUAUAUAAUUAUGAAAAACGCAUUCUGAUAACAUCAAAGAGCACGCCACCUCUUCCAAACUAUCGACCGAUUCUCGAAAAAGAAAAGAUUGAGGAAAACAUUAUUUAUGUCACCUGUCCGCAAAGUCACGAGACCUUGAAGUCCGUUACGGCUCUGAAAUUCUCGCCAAGAUGCGAUAUGUUAGUGUGUGGUUUAAAGAACGGAGCGCUUUGGAUUCUACAUCAUAUCACCUUAGAUCCUAUAGAUGAAAUACCAUAUAAGCAUUCUUCGACAGCCAUUAAUAAAAUUAUUUUCACACGGUGUGCCGAAUACAUGGCUUAUGCAGAUAACGCGUUGACUGUAGUAGUAUUUAAGAGAAAUGAUACGACCAUCACUUCAAAAUACAAUAUGUGGAAUUUGAUCGGAAAAUAUCACUCGCAUUAUUUACCUAUCAGAGAUAUACUUUUCGGCCCGGCCGCGUCCGAUUCCGAUGCACCACGGUUUUUCUCUUUGGGAGAGGAUCGAGAGCUCGUCGAAUAUGAUCUCGCGCACAGCGGACCAUAUCCAGUGCCAGGACUUAAAAUCUUGCGUAUCGAUCAGAUCGAACAAAGUGCCGUUCCUCUUUGCCUCGCGUGGUACCCUGUAUCCGACAAUGAAAAAUUUCUUAUGAUCUCAAAUUCUGAAUACAAAUAUAAGAUCUUCAGUGAUGCUACCAAGGCAAUUCACGGUACUUAUUUAGGACCCACGUUUACAACGCCAAUCUUAACUGAUAAAGUUGUUGACAAUGGCUAUGUGGUAUUUGCGACCGAUAAAGAAAUUGGUCUUCAGUUAAUGCCUUUUGAUGGUAAUCCAUACAAGAUUGUCAGUACAAUGGGCCACUCUCAAAAAAUAAUAGGUAUCUCUGUCAACCACAAUAAAAAAAUACUUUUUACCGCAGGUUACAACGAUCCAUGUGUGUUAAUGUGGAAAAUCAAACUGAAAUCUGUUGAUAUAAUGGCACGAUUAGGCGGAAAAGGACUAUCGCCAUUUUAUUGUCUCAUCAAAGGUGGGAAAAAAGGAUGGUUAGCAAAUGAGAUGAAGGAUCUGUUCUAUUAUGCGCAGAUAUUACAUCAAGGCGAGAAUACGACCGCUGCUAGAAUCAUCUCCGACACUGUAGUUGUCGAGCAAAUUCCAAAUCUUAUGCGAGCUAUUGGAUAUUUUCCGACCAACAAAGAAAUAGAGAAUAUUAUGACAGAAGUAUACUACAAACGUUAUGUUGAAACCGAUAAACUUUUACAAGAGAUCACUUUUGAAGAAUUCGUACGACUGUAUGUGAAUCACCGACCGGUGUUUGCGAUUUACAUGCGUCACAUAAAGGAAGCUUUUCAUACGUUCAUCGAAGAAGAUUCCGACAGUAUGAAAAAUCUUACUUUAACGCGAGAGCAGCUUGUGGAUAUUUUAUUAGGAGGAACGGUAUCGAAAACUUUACUGGAAGAAGAUAAACCUAUUGGUGAACUGUUGACUUUGGAAGAAGCAUAUACAUAUCUCAAGACACUCAUGUUUCCCAAAGAGGAAAUGGUUGAGACUCAACGAAGUUUGUCUCAAAAAUCUGUAUCCUUCAAUUUCCAUUUCCUUCCGGCGAGGAUAUCUUACAAAGAUUUUACCAUGGACAUCGUGGGUGUUGAAUCGCUGGAGGAAACUAUGGCUGACAAUUGA